AUGGUACGUAAUUAUAAGAAAAAAAAUUCUAGACAGCAAUAUGACAGCAAAACAUUAGAAGAAGCUGUUGAUCUUGUAAAAAAUGGGCUACUCGAUGCGGUAGCUGCUAGUAAAAGAUCUGGAAUACCUGCUUCUACGAUUCGGAAACAUAAAUUGUACAACUGUUCCGUUGGUGCAGGACGAGAAACAGCGUUAACGCAUGAACAAGAAGAUACCAUAGUCAAAAUUCUAGUAGCUUAUGACGAAUGGGGCUAUCCAAGAUCACGUCGUGAAACAUUGGAUUUAGUAAAAAAAUUUGUACAAGAAAUGGGUUUAUCAAAAAAGUCCACCCACGGUAGUCCCGGCGUUGAAUGGUUAAGAUUAUUUUUAACACGUUGGAAAACUGAGCUAACACAACGUACAAAUUUUAUGGGUUUACGGAAGGAAACUACACGAUUUCGAACACAAAUGUGCCCUUCGUCCUCGCCGUCAUAUUCCGGGACGAUGGAACUUCCAUCGUCUAAUAAAGAUUUAUUACAAGAAGAUGAAAAUAAUGAUGUAUCGGAAGAUGACCUUGGCAAUGUCAUUUUGGAAGACGAUGGUGAAAAAGAAAAUAAUAUUUGUGAUGAUUAA
Molecule: messenger RNA, 612 nt
Organism: Didymodactylos carnosus
Lineage: Eukaryota; Metazoa; Rotifera; Eurotatoria; Philodinida; Philodinidae
Source: the annotation of a GenBank genome assembly